AUGGCUUCCCCAAUAAACAAAAUUGCAAAGCCAAAAGGGUUUCCACAAGAAAUAAAUGACACGGAACAACAAAUUGCUCAGGCACUUUUCGAUUUGGAGAGUAACGUCCCCGAGCUAAAAAAAGAUUUGAGGCCGUUGCAAUUUUGCUACGCUAAAGAGUUUGAACUUGGUAGUGGCAAAAAAGCUAUUGCUAUCUAUGUUCCCGUUCCGUUACUCAAACAAUUUCACAAAGUUCAACCAAGACUCACUCGUGAACUCGAGAAAAAAUUUUCAGAUCGACACAUUGUGUUCAUCGCACAUCGCCGUAUCUUGCGGAAGCCUGGUCGUAAAUCUCGCGUGAAGCAACCUCGUCCACGAUCUCGCACUCUUACAUCCGUUCAUGAAAAAAUUUUGGAGGACUUGGUAUAUCCUACCGAAAUUGUUGGAAAAAGAACCCGUGUUAAGGUUGACGGAACUAAAAUCUUAAAAGUUCUACAAGAAAAUUACGGGGAAGGAAGUCGUGUUUGA
Ambispora leptoticha is the source of this 507-nucleotide messenger RNA. The record is from the annotation of a GenBank genome assembly. Lineage: Eukaryota; Fungi; Glomeromycota; Glomeromycetes; Archaeosporales; Ambisporaceae.